Messenger RNA from Clupea harengus (Atlantic herring), 1708 nucleotides. It is a transcript of the gene auh, whose product is annotated as AU RNA binding methylglutaconyl-CoA hydratase. NCBI's taxonomy places the organism in Eukaryota, Metazoa, Chordata, Actinopteri, Clupeiformes, Clupeidae. Gene Ontology annotation, biological process: fatty acid beta-oxidation. Gene Ontology annotation, molecular function: enoyl-CoA hydratase activity. The record is from RefSeq and is a predicted model, not a curated record. Gene Ontology annotation, cellular component: mitochondrion.
AAAUACGUCACGAGUGCAAAGUUGAAAGUCAAACAAACACACUGCAGCAAAGCGGCAUGGCGGUCCUUGCUGGUUGCAGAAUCUUUUCUCAGGCUUUUCGGUCUCAAGCGAACAGUCUUGACGGAGUUGGCAGAUUGCAGGACGCAGUAAAUCAUGCACUCGCUAACAAAAUACAAUAUGUCCGUUCGGCAGCGCAUGGAGGAACCCGUCAAUACAGCUCAGACUCGAAGUCGGGAGAUGACCUAAUCGUUAGAUAUUUGGACGAUGAGGAUUCAGGAAUUGUAGUCUUCGGCCUCAAUCGACCAAAAGCGAAAAACGCCAUUAGCAAAAAUCUUGUGAACAUGAUGGCUGAUGCUGUGGAAUCUGUGAAGAAGAACAACAAAGUACGCUCUGUGAUCGUGUGCAGCAUGGUGCCUGGAAUAUUCUGUGCAGGGGCAGACCUGAAAGAGAGGGCAAAGAUGCACCAAAGUGAAGUGGGACCAUUUGUUUCCAAAGCUCGGGCCCUGAUCAGUGAGCUUGGUAAUCUUCCCAUGCCCACGAUCGCUGCCAUCGACGGAGCAGCUUUGGGCGGCGGGCUUGAGAUGGCUUUGGCCUGUGACAUCAGAGUAGCCGCUCACUCUGCAAAAAUGGGACUGACUGAAACAAAGUUAGGCAUCAUCCCUGGUGCAGGGGGCACCCAGAGACUCCCGCGGGCGAUCGGCGUGGCCCUGGCCAAGGAGCUGAUCUUCGCGGCGCGGGCUGUGGACGGCGCUGAGGCCCGCUCGCUGGGGCUGGUCAGCCACGCCGUGGAGCAGAACAAGAGUGGCGACGCGGCCUACCUCCGGGCGCUGGACCUGGCCCGCGAGUUCAACCCGCAGGGACCUAUUGCGAUCAGGAUGGCAAAGCUGGCGAUCAACCAGGGCAUGGAGGUGGACCUGAAGACAGGCCUGGCUAUUGAAGAGGCAUGUUAUUCCCAGGUUAUUCCGACGAAAGACCGACUGGAGGGCCUGGCCGCCUUCAAGGAGAAGAGGCCCCCGCGCUUCAAGGGAGAGUAAGCGGACCAAUCAGAGGCCGUCAUCGAGCCCCUGCCUCUCCAGCGAGCGUUUCUCCAUCACCGCUAUUGUCACCACGGCAGCGUUUGCUGGUACCCACAGCUAGAGAUGAUGGAGCUGCCGGACCGCCGUGUCCUCCCCACAGAGGCGGAGAGAGAAGGUGGGGGGGGGGGGGCAUUGCUGAGGGGUGGGGGGUGGGGGUUAAUCAGCCUGAACAAGGCAAAAGCAAUCAUCACUACUAACAUUUAGCUAGAGGUAAAAAUUCUUUCCGAAAAUGUCGAGGCACUCCUUUCAAAACCACUCAUAUCUCUUGUCACGCAUUGGGUUUUGGCCUUAACAUUGUGUAAGAGAUGGGUGUCUCAUUUUUGAAAUAACAUAUUAUAUUUAAUAUAAUUAUACUACUUCUAAUUCUUGUGAGGUAAAUGAAAUACAAAGCUACUAGAUCCAUGAUCAUAAGGUAUGUGAUGGUUGCCUCUGUAGAUUGGAGGUACUUCUGAGACUCUCGUGUGGGUCAUGCUGUUAGCGUAGGCAUGACUGUGAGAGAGGUUGGGAGGGGUUUUGCAUGGGUUCAUAUCUUUUCAAUUCCAGUUUCCUACCUUCAUGAGUUGCCUUUCACUGCCUGUCCCCUGCUCACACCUUACAGGGGUCAUUUGUGUUCAUGUUUGCAUUCAAAUACG